AUGAUUGCACAGCAGAAAGAAGAAUUGUCUCAACUUCAUGCACGUGGUAUGCAUCUAUGUAAUAAACUUCGUUCAUUUAAUCGAAUUGGUCGUAUGCGUGUACAAAAAGCUCGAGAACUUACUGCUGAGCAUCGAAGUCGUCUUGAUGAUCAAACACUUGAACAACAAAAUCUUCUUUAUGAACUUUCUCAUAUUAAUAAAGAAAUCGCACGUUGUGAAGAAUUUAAAUCAAAAGAUGAACAAUUAGAAUUAGUUAGUUUAGAAGAUUUUUAUGCAAAUGCACCACCUGAACUUACUGAUCCAAAUAUUACUGAGAAUGAUCCUCAUCGACUUCAUUUAUUUCAACUUGAUUGGGAAUUAAUGCAAAGAGAAAAAUUACAUGAUGAUUGUAAAGCAUUACAAACUGAAAUUAGUGAUCUUAAAAAACAAAUUGUUCGUCGACGAAAACGACUUCGUUCAUUACGACCUAAACUUAAACAAGUCGUUAAAUCAACAGAUCCUGUUCGUCGGUAUAUUGAAUCUCAAUUUGAUGAUACAAACAAUUUUUCUCAAUCGAUUAACAACCCAUCAAUUGCGAAAUUACCAGAUCCACUCUAUGUUCUUUAUAGUCUUGUUUUGGCUUAUCAACAAUGUGAUGGCCGUCAUAUAACAUGUCAAAUUGAUUCAAAAGAAGAUUCAUCAACAAAUAAUACAACGAAUGAUACUAAUUCAGAUGGUACAUAUACAAAUGGUGAUCUUCAAUACCAAUCUUUAUUGCGUCAACAUCCAUUACAUGUGAAAGUGACAUUAAUACUUUCUCCUGAUCAUACAAGCGAAUUAAUAUUUUCAUAUUUAACGCAAUUAAAUAUAGUUACCGUUCAAGGAAAACUAUCUGGUCUUAAAGCUCAACAAAGUCAAACAUUAACAUCAACUCUUCUUCAUAAUUUACUUGAUGAUAAUGAUAAUGGUCAAUUAUCACCUAAUCCAACAACUGAUUUUCUUUUUCAACAACAAGGAAAAUCAGCACCAAUAUUCUCUGAUGCAAUUGGUGGUUAUCCAUAUCAUUGGAUUCAACAAUUAUGUAAAUGUCAAAUGGUUCCAUUACAACGUCAAGAACUUGUAACGGAUUGUUCAGAAAUAAUUAAACGUUUAACACAACGUAUGCGUGCACGUAUAGCACUUGAUCGAAUACUUAUUAAUUUAGAAAAAAAUGAAAUGCCAUUAUUAGCCGAAGGUAAUGAAACAACAACUAUACUUAAUUCAUCAUUACGUCGUUCAAUAAAUAAUUUAACAACAUUACGUUCAUGGCGUGAAAUAUCAUUUGAUGAUAUCAAUAAAUAUGAAUAUAUGCAAAUACUUAUUAAUGAAAAUUUAAUUGAUAGUAUAACAACAUCAAUAUAUGAAUGUAAAUUUCAAUCAUUAUCACAAGAUGAUAACAAUAAAAUAGUAUUAUAUGCUCAUAUUUUUAUACCGGCUAAUUAUCCACAAGCAAGAUCAAUUAUUUUAUUAAAACUUUUAUUACCAACAAACGGAAAUAAAACAAUAGAACGAACAAGAGCUAAUAGUGAAAAUAUUAAAAGAACAAUAUAUGGUAUAUCAUUUGAUCGAAUUAAGAAUAAUUUAUUAGUUGUAACAAAAUUACAUCUUACUUAG
Rotaria sp. Silwood1 is the source of this 1632-nucleotide messenger RNA. The record is from the annotation of a GenBank genome assembly. NCBI's taxonomy places the organism in Eukaryota, Metazoa, Rotifera, Eurotatoria, Philodinida, Philodinidae.